This is a messenger RNA of Aspergillus japonicus CBS 114.51, 1426 nucleotides long. RefSeq names its product putative MFS transporter. NCBI's taxonomy places the organism in Eukaryota, Fungi, Ascomycota, Eurotiomycetes, Eurotiales, Aspergillaceae. The transcript is spliced from 6 exons. The coding region runs from base 1 to 1404 and encodes 467 amino acids. Gene Ontology annotation, molecular function: transmembrane transporter activity. Gene Ontology annotation, biological process: transmembrane transport. Gene Ontology annotation, cellular component: membrane. The record is from RefSeq and is a predicted model, not a curated record.
AUGGCCUCGAAAAGCGCCGAUGGCGCUGUGGUCGAAAGGCAGGAGUUGAAACUGCUGGAGAAGCAAGUUCGAUGGAAGACAGACUUACGUCUUUGUAGCAUUGCCGGCAUUCUGUGCAGUCUCAACUUACUCGACUCGGGUAUUCUCUCGUCUGCAUCGGUGACUAGUAUGCCCAGCGACCUGGAUCUGCAUGGAAACCGCUACUCCGUCUCAAUUUUCAUAUUCACAGUUGCGAGCAUCGUCUGCCAAUUGCCGUGUACUCUCGCAGUUCGUUGGGUCGGUCCCAGAGUCUGGUUCGCCGCGAUCACCUUCAUAUUCGGCCUAAUCACGUUAUGUACCGCCUUUAUUCAUACUUGGCGACAGAUGAUUGCGCUGCGAGUGUUGCUAGGAAUAGCCAUGUCAGGGAUCUACCCUGGAUUGACUUAUCUCAUUAGCACUUGGUACCCACGACGGGAACAGCAGGUCCGGUUCGCGGUUCUCCAGUCGGGGGAGGUGAUCGGGCUCGCGACAGGGUAUAUCGUGAACUAUGGCCUGAACAUGCUGGAUGGGAAAGCAGGCAUGCAAGGCUGGCGCUGGAUGUACCUUGUUCAGGGCUUGGUCAGUUGCGUCAUUGGGAUUCUCACAUAUUGGUGGAUGGUGGACUUCCCGGAGAAUGCUCACCGUAGCUUUCACUUCCUGAGCGAAGCAGAGGCACGCGUGGCUGCACAGCGGAUUCGAGCUGACCGUGAUGAUAUAAUGCCCGAAGCUUUCUCGUGGAGCAAGGCUUUGGCGCCUUUUGCCGAUCUGAAGCUGUAUGGCUUUGCCUGCAUGUACUUCUUAUUGAAUCUUGUCUCAACGGCGCUGAACUACUUUCUACCUAUCAUUCUCGAAUCAGGCAUGGGCUUCUCAAGCAAUGACUCUAUCCUUCUCUCAACACCGCCCUACUAUUGGUCCGUACUUCCAGUCCUUUUCACGUCAUUUGUGGGCGAUUCUUAUCGCAUCCGGGGUCCGCUCAUCACCUUCAACGCCCUCUGCCUGAUAGCUGGAUUUCUUAUGUUUGGUCUACCGUCCUCGACGCAGGUUACUAUUCGGUAUAUUGGGACCUUUCUCGCUACCGGGGCAUAUGUCUCCAACUGGGCAGCUCUGAACGCAUUCAUGGCCAACAAUGUCGUGGGACAGUGGAAUCGCGCCUCCACUGCAGCCGCCGUAUCGGCGUGUAAUGGCCUGGGUGGUGUGGCGGGCAGUUAUAUUGUGCGACAGCAGGAAGCACCACGCUAUCAAACCGCCGUAUGGGUAUCUAUUGGCUCCCAUGUCCUCAUGAUUGUUCUCGUGGGUGUCUUCACACUAUCUUUCUACUCGCUGAAUAGACAGCAGAAGAAAGGAAAGAUUCUCCAGAAUAUGGCUGGAUUCCAAUAUACAUGUUAGCAAAUAGAUUUUGGAUCAAUCG